UGACCAAAAAAAAUUGCUGCUCAAUUAGUCGAAGAAAAAUACGAACUUGCCCGCUGAGAAAACUGGCAGCGUUCUUAAGGAUUGCAUUGCAAAGAAACUGGAUAUGGGCAUCGUAGCAAACACCAUCGACUCUAUCAAAUCUAUUCACAUCAGACAAACUCUCUCGCAAACCAUUAAUCUCGGGUUGAUUGUUGCUUCAACAAUAAUGAUAUGGAAAGCGUUGAUGUGUAUUACUGGUACUGAGUCGCCGCUCGUAGUUGUGAUUUCUGAAAGUAUGGAACCUGCUUUCCAACGAGGUGAUAUUUUGUUUUUGCAUGCCAGUAAGGAUCCUAUUCGGGCAGGGGAAAUUGUUGUGUUUAAUGUAGAGGGAGAAGAAAUUCCAAUUGUCCAUCGAGUGAUUGAGGUACAUGAGCGACGGGGUUCUGGAGAUGCUGAUAUUCUCACAAAGGGAGACAACAACGACAUGGAUGAUACAGUUUUAUAUGCUGAUGGCCAGAAUUGGUUGAAACCGCAAGAUGUCAUGGGACGAGCUGUUGGAUUCUUUCCUUAUGUUGGAUGGGUGACAAUUAUAAUGACCGAGAAGCCACUUAUCAAGUAUAUAGUCGUGGGUGUGUUGGGGUUGGUUGCAGUUACAUCGAAGGACUAGUGAAACAAAGAGCUCAAGACUUGUUAGUAGCAUAUAAACACUUUCUUUUGGAGCAGCACAGUUCAGCGUUUGUAGAUUUUGUAGCAUAAUAUACAGAGCCAAAUUUCAUGUUUGGUAUUUCUACUACACUAAUAUAUAAUAAUCGAAUAUAACACAACUGUAUUAACAUUUAAUUUAUUGAUAAUGAAACAUGAUCACAUUUCCAUUCC
Messenger RNA from Mercurialis annua (annual mercury), 855 nucleotides. RefSeq lists its product as uncharacterized. Lineage: Eukaryota; Viridiplantae; Streptophyta; Magnoliopsida; Malpighiales; Euphorbiaceae. Gene Ontology annotation, cellular component: signal peptidase complex; membrane. Gene Ontology annotation, molecular function: serine-type endopeptidase activity. The transcript is spliced from 8 exons. The record is from RefSeq and is a predicted model, not a curated record. Bases 104 to 646 code for a protein of 180 amino acids.